This is a messenger RNA of Vitis riparia (riverbank grape), 3222 nucleotides long. RefSeq names its product putative respiratory burst oxidase homolog protein H. The transcript has 14 exons. Gene Ontology annotation, cellular component: plasma membrane. Bases 183 to 2708 code for a protein of 841 amino acids. NCBI's taxonomy places the organism in Eukaryota, Viridiplantae, Streptophyta, Magnoliopsida, Vitales, Vitaceae. The record is from RefSeq and is a predicted model, not a curated record. Gene Ontology annotation, molecular function: NAD(P)H oxidase H2O2-forming activity; calcium ion binding; peroxidase activity.
CGAAACUGUGAGCCUUCAAUUGUGUCCUUCCCUCCUCCUCCCACCAAUUUCAGCCUCCCCUCUCCGCCCCUCAUUCAUCCAUUCCCACCCCACCUGCAACUUCUCUCCCUGCCUUUUCACCCUAGCCAAUCUAACCUUCUGGACCUCGGGUGAAGAGGAAGGGGCAUAUUCUAUCAGCAUCCAUGGCCCGCAUCACGGAGCCAGGCGAAAACGAUUCAACAAAGUGGAUGCUUCAGAUAGUUGAUAUCGAUAAUAUGGAGGAGGUUCCCAUUAAUGACGGUGAUCAGGUGAGGAGCUCCACCGCAGAAUCUCAAAAUGGGGAGACUUCUUUGAAUGAGAGUGAAAGCAUUGUAAAAAGGAGGAACGAAGCUCAGGGAAAUGUCCCUGGUUUGGGAAGGUCUACGUCCGGAGCUGCAAGAGGGCUUAACAGCUUACGGUUUCUCGAUAGGACAACCACGGGAAAGGAAGGGGAUGCGUGGAAGCCUGUCCAGAAACGCUUCAAGCAACAUGCAGUUGAGGGAAAGCUCUACAAAGAAAAAUUUGGAGUCUGUAUCGGAAUGGGGGAUUCAAAGGAAUUCGCUGGGGAGCUGUUUGAUGCCUUGGCGAGACGCAGAAAGAUUAACACAGAAAAUGGGAUAUCUGAGGAAGAAUUGAGACAGUUUUGGGAAGACAUGACCGAUCGAGACCUUGAUUCCAGACUUCAAAUUUUCUUUGACAUGUGUGACAAGAAUGGUGAUGGAAAACUUUCAGAGGAUGAAGUAAAGGAGGUGAUAAUGUUGAGUGCCUCCACAAACAAGCUAUCAAAUCUUAAGCAACAUGCAGCCGAAUAUGCAGCUUUAAUCAUGGAAGAGCUUGAUCCUGACAAUCAUGGUCACAUAGAGAUGUGGCAACUAGAAACUCUAUUAAGAGGAAUGGUGGGUGGCUCUGAAGAAGGCCCCAAGUUCAACAAGAGAGCCCAAACGCUAUCAAGAACCAUGAUCCCGAAAAAAUACAGGACUCCAGUUAGCAAACAUCUAUCUAAAACCCAAGAAUUUCUCCAGGACAACUGGAAGAGGGUUUGGCUUGUCACAUUAUGGCUCUCCAUAAACUUGACGCUCUUCAUUUGGAAGUUCAAUCAAUACAAGACAAAAAAGGCAUUCAAGAUCAUGGGUUACUGUCUCUGCACUGCCAAGGGUGCUGCUGAGACCCUCAAAUUCAAUAUGGCUCUCAUUCUCAUUCCUGUCUGUAGAAGAACCCUAACUAAGCUCAGAUCAACAUUUCUCAGCGCCUUAAUCCCUUUCGAUGACAACAUAAACUUCCACAAGUUAAUUGCUCUGGCAAUCGCAAUUGGGGUUUUUAUCCAUACCAUAAUGCAUGUAACCUGUGAUUUUCCAAGAUUGAUUUCAUGUCCACCCCGGAAGUUCAGGAGAAUUCUUGGACCUCAGUUCAACUUCAAGCAGCCAACUUAUGGCGACCUGCUGGAAAGUAUUACAGGCACAACUGGGAUUCUCAUGAUUGUUAUGAUGAGUUUCUCCUUCACACUGGCAACUCACUCUUUUAGGAGGAAUGUUAUCAAGCUUCCGUGGCCAUUCCACCAUUUGGCUGGAUUUAAUGCCUUCUGGUAUGCACAUCAUUUGCUGGUCCUCGUCUAUGUUCUCUUGGUCAUCCAUGGCUACUUCCUGAUUCUCAGUAGGAACUGGUACAUGAAGACGACAUGGAUGUACGUCAUGGUCCCUGUACUCUUCUACGCCAGUGAGAGAACACUCACCUCAGUUCAUGAGCACAAUCACCAGGUUGGCAUAAUCAAGGCUACAAUUUACACAGGAAAUGUUCUAGCACUAUACAUGACCAAACCUCCCGGAUUCAAGUACAAGAGUGGAAUGUAUCUGUUUGUCAAGUGUCCAGAUGUAUCAAAUUUUGAAUGGCAUCCCUUCUCUAUCACUUCUGCCCCAGGAAAUGACUACUUGAGCGUCCACAUUCGAACCUUGGGAGACUGGACUACAGAGAUCAAAAAAAGAUUUGCAAAGGUUUGCGAACCUCCAUCUGCACAACCGAAAAAGGGGGCUCUAAUGAGAAUGGAAACCAGAGCAGCAACAGAAACCGGCGAUGUACAAGCAGGAUUUCCAAGGAUCAUCAUCAAAGGACCUUAUGGAGCCCCUGCUCAGAACUACAAGAAGUAUGAUAUCCUCUUGCUGAUUGGCCUGGGAAUUGGAGCUACUCCAUUCAUCAGCAUUAUGAAAGACCUCCUUAAUGACAUCAAGCCAAAUGAUUCGGAUUCAUCCUACAGCGACGCGCAUGAGGCAACUAAAAAGGGUCCUGAAAGAGUGUAUUUCUAUUGGGUGACAAGGGAACAAGGCUCCUUUGAAUGGUUUAAAGGUGUCAUGAACGAUGUUGCAGAGUAUGACCAUGGUCAUAUGAUAGAAAUGCACAACUACUUGACCAGCAUGUAUGAAGAAGGAGAUGCACGGUCUGCACUUAUUGCCAUGGUGCAGUCACUGCAGCAUGCCAAGAAUGGAGUUGAUGUCGUCUCAGAAAGCCGGAUCAAGGCGCAUUUUGCAAGACCCAAUUGGAAAAAGGUGUUUAGUCACUUGGCUAGUACUCACCAAUCUGCUAAAAUAGGUGUCUUCUAUUGUGGAAGUCCGACCCUCGCCAAACCACUGAGGCAGCUCUGCAAAGAGUUCAGUCUAAAUUCAUCAACACGAUUUCAUUUUCACAAGGAGAACUUCUAGAGUAGCAGUCCCAGACAAACUGGGGCACAAAACUGAUCGACUGGUGUGUGAAUGUUUUAUAAUUUGACUGAAAUAUGUAGAGACAUUGUAGGAAGUAAAGCCAAUUAAGUUUUUGAGUGACGGUUCUAAGUUUUGAGGGAUCCUUUACCUUACAGAUACAUAUAUGUUCCUUCUAAGUUUCUAUCUGCAACUACUUCUGCUCCCAUUUACUUUCUGACUCUGGAUAUUGUCCUCUAAAGCUCGUAUAUUCUUGGCCCUUUGAAAUCCUAAAAUUGGCAAGACCUUUUGGACCCACUUGUGUCGCUUGAAUCUUCAAAUUAACGAAACCCACCAUCAACCCAUAUGUUUAUCGAACUUUAUUUCAAAAAUAGCUACAGCAUGGAGAAAUUCCUAACCUUACUAUCCUUCAAUGAUGCAUAUAAAAGGUAUUGUUUUCAUAGCAACAGUGCCAUAACCCCACAACCACAAGGCAAUAUUGUUUUAUUGUUCUCAGGACAAUAAAAACAAAAUUCGA